CAUCAUAUACACCAGAUCAUCAUACAGUAUCCUACAUACAAAUGUUUCGUACGAUGACAGGAGAACUGUAUCGCUUAGGCUAGUCAGCUACACAACAACAGUACCACCAGAAGUGGCAAUGUUCCGAGUGAUGACGGCAAGAUGGCUUUUGACGCCACCGUUGGGGGACGGUUGAUGGGAGACGGCGAUGGGAUGGUGUUUUCGCAUACUUUGGCGAGUGUAUACGCCGGAGUGCCGCCGACGGUACACGACAGCCCCGCGAAGUACCGGACAGCUUGGACGCACGGAUCCAGCAUGCAGAGCGGGGCCCAGUCGGCAGGCCCGGCGGGGGGGGAUUUGAGGUUGGCGGCCACGAGGCACUGCCGGAGCUGGUCUGGAUACGCCAGCGGGGUGUCGUCUAAAGCGCACUCGGUGGUGGAAUUCGUGAGGACGGACGGGGGGUUCGUUGGGGGGCGAGUGGUCAGACCAACAUCACAAUACCGGGCGAUGGUGGAGGCAGGGGAUCCAUUGAUGGAGCAGUUUAGCGGCGUGAAUAGCUUGGUGUAUUGGACGCAGAUGUCGUACUUACAAAAGAUAGAGGCUGUGGUGUUGGUCACGCUGUUUACACCAGACAGGAGUUGGCACUGCUUGAGGUGCGGGGCAAAUGCCGAAGUGUCGGAUGGCGUGCAAGCGGACGAAUUGGUGGCGUUGGGACGGCACAAGCUACCGAUGACUGUAACUGGCUCGUUGUUGAUAGUGCAGUUCAUGGAUCCCAUAGCUGCGAUCAUGUUGCGGCACGGGUUGAACACGCAGGACCGUUGAAUCUCUUCGAGGGUAGCAUUGGUCAAUGACAGCUUGGACUCGGCGAUACAUGCGUUAACGUCCGUCGCGAGUGGAAGCACGUCGGCCGAUUCGCAUUCGCGGCCACUGACGACUGCAAAGCCUAAGGCGGCGACAGCACCCGCGAUCCGCAUCAAUAUGCAGUGCGUCCAGCACAGGCAACUGUUG
Molecule: messenger RNA, 987 nt
Organism: Aphanomyces astaci
Lineage: Eukaryota; Oomycota; Saprolegniomycetes; Saprolegniales; Verrucalvaceae
Exons: 1
Coding region: 142-801 (219 amino acids)
Source: RefSeq, a predicted model, not a curated record